AAGGUGGAGAAUGCCAUAUCCCUAAACAUGGCAGAGCUGCCAUCGAGUAUAGAGAAGAAGGGGUUGUUUAAAUUAGUUUUAACUUUUCAUUGUGUGGUGUCUUCUUUAAGAGUUGGAGUUAGCGCAGUGCAAUCUGCUGAUUCCACAUAUGGCUUCACUGAACUUCCUCUACAAAGUCAGAAUUUGGAUGUCCAGAGACCUUACGAUGUACCAGUGGAGCAACGCUUUAGCUUUUGUGGUGGUGUCUAUAGAUUGUGGGUCUUCGCCGACGAUAAGCCACACACCCCAACUAGCCCCACGAAGCCCCGAACCGAGAUCCGUAUAAGUGGAUACGAUUAUUCCUCGGGUGUAUGGCAAUUUGAAGGCCACGCUUUCGUUCCCAAUCGGACAACAGGCGUUGCCAUCAUGCAAAUCCUACUCGCAGCGCACGGCGCAACGACGUUAGCGAUCACAGUCUCCAAUGGUCAGCUCAUGUAUUACCAAUCCCAAGUCUUGGAUUCAGAUAUUUAUGAUAGAUGGUUCAAGCUCAACGUUAUUCACGAUAUGGAUGCACACAAGGUUAUUGUUUUCAUAGAUGGAGUUCAAAAGUUGGAGGUGAUGGAUCGAGGAGGCCAUUCUCAUUACUUCAAGUGCGGAGUUUACGCUCAACGUAACGGAAGCUAUUACAUGGAAUCGCUGUGGAAGCAUAUCAAGAUUUUUAAACUCUUAAUGCAAUGA
Messenger RNA from Amborella trichopoda, 717 nucleotides. Its product is annotated as citrate-binding protein. Lineage: Eukaryota; Viridiplantae; Streptophyta; Magnoliopsida; Amborellales; Amborellaceae. The record is from RefSeq and is a predicted model, not a curated record.